Messenger RNA from Oldenlandia corymbosa var. corymbosa, 411 nucleotides. NCBI's taxonomy places the organism in Eukaryota, Viridiplantae, Streptophyta, Magnoliopsida, Gentianales, Rubiaceae. The record is from the annotation of a GenBank genome assembly.
AUGGCCAGAACUAAGCAAACAGCUCGCAAAUCCACCGGUGGAAAGGCGCCCAGGAAGCAGCUAGCCACAAAGGCUGCCCGGAAAUCUGCUCCGGCCACCGGAGGAGUGAAGAAGCCCCACAGGUUCCGUCCCGGAACGGUUGCCCUGAGAGAGAUCAGGAAGUAUCAGAAGAGCACUGAAUUGCUCAUCAGGAAGCUCCCAUUCCAGAGGCUGGUGAGGGAAAUCGCACAGGAUUUCAAGACGGAUCUGAGGUUCCAGAGCAGUGCUGUGGCGGCUCUCCAGGAGGCUGCUGAGGCGUAUUUGGUGGGUCUGUUUGAGGAUACCAAUCUCUGUGCCAUCCAUGCCAAGAGGGUCACCAUCAUGCCUAAGGAUAUUCAGUUGGCCAGGAGAAUUAGGGGUGAAAGGGCUUAA